GUAUAAGAGAAAAACGAAUAAUGUUAGUACGAUGAAGAUAUUCACUGAAAUUUUCGAUGGUCUCAGAGGAGCUAUUAAAAUGUUUGUGGGAAGUGUUUAGCUGUGAAAGUAGAAAAAGAGAUCUGUUGGGAACAAACGUUUGAUUUUCAGAUAUUGGUUGCUGGAAGGAUGAAUGUAUGUUGGAGUCUGAUACCAGUUCUUGUACUAUUUUUGAUCAAGGAAGGCAAAGGUUUGUCAACUGAUCUCGAUGACCUUAGGAAAGAAUUUGGGGCGUGGUUACUAAAGCGUUCCCCCGAGUAUUCAACCUUAAUAGGCGUAUACAAAUACAAUGACCGGGUGGAAGAUUUUUCAUACGCCAAGUUCCUGGAAGAAUUUGAUGAAUGCAAACGCUUUCUACAGUAUUUGAACAAUAUUAAUUACGAUCAACUUACGCCAGAGGAAAAGACAGAUUUCGAUAUCUUCAAAGACAUAUUAACGACGGUUCUUAAGGGAUAUAACUGGAGAGACUACAGUGCGUUGAAUCCGGUCAACAUUCUCGAAACUCCACACACAUUCUUACCCCAUUAUGUAGAAAUAACACCAUUUGACACAGUGGGUGACUAUGAAAACUACCUAAAUCGAAUGGAAGCGUAUCCAAAUGAGAUAGACCAAAUGAUAAUACGAUUUAAUAAAUCAAUCGAAAAUGGACACACAUAUCAUAAAGUUUCUGUAAGUCGUAUUCCAGGAUCUAUUGAUAGCAUUCUUGAAGGUGCAAACAAUACCAACUUCUUUCCCUACAAACCAUUUCUAGACAAAUUGACGAAUCUUAAUACCAUCAAUGAUUCAAGAAAGACAAUACUAAGAAAGAGAGCUGAGACGGCUGUUCAGACUAUCAUCCAGAAAUUUAGAGACUUAAAAAGUUAUCUUGAAAAUGUGUAUUUUCAACAUACAAGAAGUGGUUACGGGGUGCGUAGCUGGGAUAAUGGAGGGGAAUUCUAUAAGGAAUGUCUACGUUGGCACCUUUCUCUGGAUUUGUCACCCGAAGAAGUCCAUAACAUGGGUUUACAGGAAGUGGAGAGAAUUUCUUCGGAAAUGAAAAAGGUCUUGAUGAAAUUUAAUUACCAGGGUUCUGUAAAAGAGUUUUUCGAUGAGCUUAAGAAUAAUUCUGCGUAUUAUUUCCAAACUGCGGAUGAAAUAAUAAAGUGGUACAAGAAUGCACUUAAAAACGAAAUAAAUCCCAAGUUGUCAACUUUAUUCAAGGACAUUCCUGAUUUACCAGUAGAUGUGGAGGCAGAUCCAGCAGGUGGGAUAAGUGGUCAAUACAUACCGGCACCUGAAGAUGGAUCACGUCCCGGAAAGUUUCUUGUCAACGUGAAACACCCAAAUAAAUCACUCACGAUCAACUAUAUGGCUUUACUUAUUCAUGAAGCAAAUCCAGGUCAUCAUUUGCAGAUAAGUAUUGCAUCGACUGCCAAAAUCCCUAGUUAUAGGAAAUACAUGGGUGGACGUUUUUACAACGUUCCUUUUGAGGUCCCUUUUUAUACAGCAUAUAUUGAGGGUUGGGCACUGUAUGCAGAAUUCCUUGGUGAAGAAAUGAACUUAUACAAAACUGACUAUGACCUCAUGGGAAGAUACAGAUCUGAAAUAUUUAGUGCAGCUCGUCUCGUUGUCGAUACGGGCUUACAUUAUUUCAACUGGACAAGAAUUCAGGCACUGCAAUACAUGCUGAACCACACCUCGGCUGAUGAGAACAUGCUUGCAACCGAAAUCGAUCGAUAUAUAACAUGGCCAGGCCAAGCAUGCGCAUACAAAAUUGGGGAGCUCAAAAUAAAAGAAUUACGAACAAAGGCCCAAGAUCAACUAGGAACCAAGUUUGAUAUCAAAGAUUUCCACUCGACAAUUUUGAAAGAUGGCGCCCUUCCUCUGCGUAUCCUAGAAAAGAAUGUCAAUCUGUGGAUCGCCGAAACAAAGAACAAACCAACAGAAACGAAAGAGCAGUGCACUUCCAGUUCCUCUUUUCCUGAUACUAAUUUGAAAUUGUUUCUGAUUAUUUACCUUACUUUAAAGGUAAAAUCAUGGAUUUAAUGCAUAUACUGUCAUAUUUUCAAAAUAUGAUUUUAUCAUAAGAAUUCAUUUCGUUAUUCAUUUUUGUAUAUUUUUGCUGCUAUAGAAUCACACAAAAUUCAUUACAUUAUUUGACUGUGCACAAAUAUCUAAUUAUAUAACAAGUAUUAACGAAAGUUUAUAUGCAAUAUCUUAUUGACAGUGUUAUGAUGUUGCUCAAAUUUGCUUUGUUCUGUAAUAAUAUAGAUAAUCCUUACUUUUGAAAUAUAUUUUGAAAAUUUUACCACAGAAAUUAAAUUUAUAUCCGUAUUUUUCAAGCUAGUACCAAAGUACUAGGUUACUGGGCUGUAGAGACCCUCGGGGGCUAACAGUCCACCAGCAGAGGCCUCGACCCACGGGUCAUAAUGUAAAUCAUAUACGGUAGCAAUUUUGAUGCACCAGAUGCGCAUUUCGACAAAUUAUGUCUCUUCAGUGAUGCUCAAGCCGAAACGUUGGAAAUCCAAAAUAUUUAGAUUAAAAAGAAGAAAAAAAAGUCUCGGCCGCGACUGACCUAAGUCGAUAAAAAUAGGUAGCAACUGUUCCUUCGCCAGGCGCUCAUCACUAAUUGAAAGUUGCGGGUACUUCGUAUGAGACCUUAAAAACCGAGGCCCCGUGUCACAGCAGGUGUUGGCACGAUAAAAAUCCCUCAUUGCUCAAUGGCCCUGAGUGCCAAGUAAAGGUCACGUUUUGAAGCCCUUCAUCGAUAUAUGGUGACGUCUCUAUAUGAGUGAAAAAUUCUCGAAUGGGACGUAAAACAACAUGCAAUCAAUCAAUCUUUCAUUGGAUAUGAAGAUAUCAGCAUGGAAACAUUUUAGCGAGUUCUUUUUGCAUAAUUACAAAUGUAUCAAUAUGAAGGUUAUCGCUCUGUAUCAUAGAUAGCACCGGGGAUUGAACCCGGUACCUUCCGAUUACGAAGCGACUGCCCUACUACUAGACCUACCGUGUCCGGUAAUAUUAUUUUAAAGACGAAUAUAAUACAUUUAUUGACUGGGUUCGAGGGCAACAUGCGUUUUGUUGUACCCAAGAACCAAACUGAGAAUACAGUCAAUAAAUGUUUUGUUAUACGUUUUAUUUAUUUUAUUUUUUGACAUACAUGUAUCUUGUGCUGGCUUCUAUGUAGUAAAUUUCCUUUACCUGCACUAAAACUCGGUCAAUUCUGUCACUGUCGAACACCAACGAAUGCAAAUAAGAUUUAGCUGAUCCCGCCCACAGUGUGACGUAAGCGGUCUAAUAUCUCAUUGACAUGCCCAAUAUCUCACUCUGCGGUCAAACAUGGAAUUUUUAUGACCGCUCAGUAAAACAUUGAAAAUAGUAUCUAUUUAUAUAGAAAUUUUUAAAGACGUAUCAAUCUAUAUUGCAGUAGGGUAACUUCUGCAAGCGAAAACAGCGUUAGCUUUAGUGUCAAUUGUUAAAAAUGUCGGACUUUGUUCCUACUCUCUUGUUCUUAUAUAAGCUAUGUAUGUUUUGUAUGGCAAGAAUUUCUUCCUCACAGUGUCCUAGUAAUAUUGGAAAGGUUGAAAUUAAGGACGUUUUUCCUGUACUAGAUACUACUGAGCAUUGUUUUAUAUUGUAAAAUAUUUAUUGCCUUGUGUUGCUAUUUGAAUGUUUCUCGAUCUUCCCUGUAAAUAAAAGUUGUUUUUUUUUAA
Saccostrea echinata is the source of this 3728-nucleotide messenger RNA. RefSeq lists its product as uncharacterized. The transcript has 18 exons. The record is from RefSeq and is a predicted model, not a curated record. NCBI's taxonomy places the organism in Eukaryota, Metazoa, Mollusca, Bivalvia, Ostreida, Ostreidae. The coding region runs from base 169 to 2064 and encodes 631 amino acids.